Caenorhabditis remanei is the source of this 1611-nucleotide messenger RNA. RefSeq lists its product as uncharacterized. NCBI's taxonomy places the organism in Eukaryota, Metazoa, Nematoda, Chromadorea, Rhabditida, Rhabditidae. Gene Ontology annotation, molecular function: ubiquitin protein ligase activity. The transcript is spliced from 7 exons. The record is from RefSeq and is a predicted model, not a curated record. The coding region runs from base 1 to 1611 and encodes 536 amino acids.
AUGACUUCGGUCCAAGAUGAUGCUCAAACUCCUGUGUCUGUUCCUACAGCGCAAGUCGAAAAUUCAAGCAAUGAGCAGAAUCAGAAUCCAAACGAAGAAACUGAUUCAUCUGAACCUCAUUCCCUGCUAUCGAUGUCUCAGAAACGAAGAAAAAUGGAUAAGAUGACACCACUCCGGUUCCACGCCGUCUGUGGCGACAACGUCCUGCUAAACAGAACUUGUGUCACUGCUUGUCGAGAUGAAUCUAACAACACAAGCGCAUACGUCUUCACUGAAAGAGCGAUCAAGAAUAAUGAGAAAGUAUGGAUCAGGAUUAUGGAAGUUGUUCCACCGGCUGAUGGGAGUUUAACUGUAGGCGUUACCACCUUUGACCCAGCUACUCUUCCCUUGUCUGAAAUGCCAGAGGACUUGACAAAAUUGGUAAUGAAACCGGGAUACUGGAACUUCAAAUUAGAUGCUGCCAACAAACUGAACAACAAAAGUAUUCUGGCGUUUUGGAUCGACGAGUCAGAUCAAAUCUGGUGUGAUAAUAUCGACUUUUCAAAACCUCAGAUGUGUUUUCAAAUGGAUAGAAAGUCAGAAGACGUCUAUAUGUUUUUUGACAUGAGUGGAUCCACAAAGCUUAUUAGAGUGCUCGGAGUCUCAAAAGUGCGCAUCAAGCCGGCCGACGGGGGAACCGUCAGAAGAAACUCUUCAACCAAUGCUCUUGCUACAAGAAAUCGAAUCGAAACAGUGGAGAUCAGAAAAUCUAUUCAGCCAUCUACUUCUGAAAAGGCGGAAGCCAAGUCACUGGUUGAGACCGCCAAUGUGAUGACCACUGACUUGUCUUUAGGAAACAAGACAGUCCCACAAGUGCCUGACCCGAAGAAUAUGACUGUGUUGACUUCUACUACCAAGCUUGCUGUCAUCAAAACCGUCGGAAGUUUGAAUAAUGGUUGCAACGUAAUGUCCUGUAGAAUCAGAAAGUAUUAUCAACGUGCAGAGGAACGUGGAACUCUCGACAAAUUCUAUUCUGCUGUGCUUGAGAAAUCUUCUAAUGGAAGUUCGCCAACCAGCACAGUAGUAAAAAGUGAAUCAGCCAACCCAUUAUCGCAGAAUCUGACGAUGAACCAAGUAACGUGCACUAGCGGAACCUUCAUGACCACAACGACUAGCCGACAAAGUCCGCCUGCCAAACAGACUAUGGUACAUGGCUGCAUUGGAAUGUCUCGUAAAAUCAGAAAAUAUCAUGAACAAAUUGGCAUUCGCGGAAUUCUCGACAAGUUCUACUCCGCUGUGAUCGAGGAAAUUGCCACCGAGUGCUCUUCUGUCAGCAAUGAAGCCAAAACCCAAAUGGUAGAGCCAGUUCCCGUAGCGUCUUACAUGAAAAACGGAACUCCAGCAGUUGAGAACACCGUUUUCCAGAAUUUGACGGCGAAACAAGUAGAGGAGACACUCAAUACAACCAUGAUUAUUCAAGAAAAUGCGCGAGUUGUUCGGAACCCGGUUAAUGGUUGGAUUGGAGUUCCUCGCAGAAUGCGAAAAUACCUUAAACGAACUGAUAUCCGCGGAACUCUUGACAAAUUCUAUUCCACUAUGCUUGAAGAAACGGAACCUGACGCUCAAAUCUAA